Molecule: messenger RNA, 4878 nt
Organism: Eimeria necatrix
Lineage: Eukaryota; Apicomplexa; Conoidasida; Eucoccidiorida; Eimeriidae
Product: Tyrosine kinase-like (TKL) protein, putative
Exons: 8
Coding region: 1-4878 (1625 amino acids)
Biological process (GO): protein phosphorylation
Molecular function (GO): ATP binding; protein kinase activity
Source: RefSeq, a predicted model, not a curated record
AUGCAGCAGUCACAGGAACAGCAGCAGCGCCAGCUCCUACAGCAGCUGCUGCAGCAGCGACAACAGCAGCACCUGCAGCAGCAGCAGCAGCAGUUACAACCCAUGCAGCAACCGUAUCUGUUACCGUCCCAGCAAGGCUUUCAGGAUCAGUCUCGGGGACUGCUUUGCACUGGUCAGGAUGAACGUGCAUUGGAACAACAGCGGGAAGGACGGCGACUGCCGCAGCAGCAACAUGAACAGCAACAGUUGCUGCAACAACAGCAGCUGCAGCAACACCAGCAGCUAGACCAGCAAGUCCUUAAUCCGACAACGCAUCAUCACUCUGCGUUAUCGGGAGUAUUGAACCAAGAAGCCUUGCCUCAGGAGAAACAGCAGCAGAUUCAUCGGCUUCGUUGCCAGCAACAGCGCCAAUACGAGCAGCAGCAACAGAGCCAGCAGCUCCAUCAGCAGCUGCCACGCCACCGUCUUUCUCGUCAAAGCGAAAAGAUAGCAAGCGCUACUCGGGAGCAGUCCAGAGACCUCGUUGGGCGUAGUCAGAGCUCAACUGAACUCCCCGUUGGUUUGGCUGCUGCUGUUGCUACGGCUGCGUCUCCAGCAGCAAAGACGCGAGACUAUGCAGCUAUUUCACUAGCAAAAACAACAACAAGGGCAAAAAGAACAAAUACGAAGGCACGGAAGCUGCCAGCAGCAGCGUCGAUGUUGCUGCGGCGCUGUCUUUCGAAGGAACUGGUAGGGCCCUCGCUAUCGGACUUGGCUUUGUUGCCCCGUUUGUUUCACAUCUUCGCUGAUGAUGGAAGCGCGCAAAGCAGCAACAACAACAGCAGGAGCAUCUGGGGGACACGAGACAGCAGCAGCAGCGCCAACAACCGCAUCCAGAGCGGUAAUAGAAGCCGGCAGCUUAAUUUCGAGACAGCGGAAAUGUUUUCUCGGGAGCUGCUGCGCUGCAGCGUUCUGCGUCACCCCGUGUCAGCUCUUAAGGCCCUCAUUGUGGCCCACAGGCUUUUGGCGCAGAUUCCAGUGGAUGCUUUUGUUGGUUCUUCUCUCCACAAACUUCCGGUGCACAUACUACGUAUUUGGUCAGCCAAGGCCUUCCAGCCUGCAGCAGAAGUAGCAGCAUCAACAGCAGCAGACGCAGGCGGGGCUUUGGCAAGAGCUCUAACAGGGACUUGGUCAGUCUCUCGUUUCUUGAGGGCUAAUGGAGUGUCUUUGGAAACCCUCGUGGCCUUUGAAGCAGAAGGUGUUGUCUCUCUCAAUGCUUCUGUUGCACUGCAGCUAAUUAGCGUACUGCACCGUGCGUGCACUCUUUGUUUGCUGCUGUUGCAGCAUAGGGGCAGCACCCUCUUUGCUGUGAGUAGCAUAUACGUAGUCCUGCUCGUGGAUGACAUCUGGGGCAUUGCGGCAUUGCUACUGCGCCUACUUCAUGCGCUACUGCAACGCUGCAUGCGCCCAGCAGUCGCAGCAGGUGCGGGGCUGGCUUUAGUGUCAGUGCUGGCUUCUCUUGCCAAUCCUCUUAAGGAAGCUCUCAAGGAUAUGCAAAUAGCAGCAGAGGAAUGUGCUGCUGCUGCAAGCAGAUGCCCAUUGCUGCAGCGUAUGUGCCCUCCACCAGCUGAGACACUUUUGCUGCUGGAUGACUUACGGAAGCAGCAGCAGCAGCAGACCUCGCGGAUGUUACUGCCUCGCAGCCAGUUGUUGCCAUACAGGCCUUCUUCCUCAGCACGGAAGUCCAUGCAGGCUGUUGCGCAGCUUCCGCUUCCUGCCGACCUGGAGGCUGCCGCUGCUGCUGCUGCUUCCUCUGGGACUGGAGUAGCACGUGCAGCAUCUAAAAACGACAAAGAAUGGAUAUCCUUUCUAAAGAUUGAGGAGGUGUACUUGCUGCUGAAGGACACAACGGUAGAGAUUGCGCUGCUUUUGCAAGAGCAGCCAAGCUACUAUGCCAGCAGCCACACGCACAGUAGAAGCAGCAGCAACAGUAGCAGCAGAUGUAGCGGAAUAAGCCUGAGGCGGCAUGACGACGUGCAAGGGCGCGAUGGAGGAGCAACAAAAUCAGUCGACGGAGCGAGAGAUGGCUGCUCUACGCCGCGCGCUGCAGCAAGCGUUGCUGCUGCGGAGCCCUGCCAUUCAUGCUCUAAGAGUGAAUGCCGUGGUUGUGCCUUUGCUGCAGCAGCAUCAAAGGGAGCAGAUUCUGUGCACGAGCAACAACGAAACCAACGAGCACAACAGGGGCAACGACAGGGCAAUAGAGGUGUAGAUGAAUACGCUGCAGGGGUUCUAGAAGCUGUAACAGGAGCCAUUGAUGAAGAACAUGCUGCAGCAGAAGCGGCACCUCCUGCUGUGCAGGCUGGUGCUACCACAGGCUCUCCUACUGCUUUUUGUGCUGGGGGAGCAGCAGUAGCGGCAGCUGUUACUACUCAGGGCUCCCUAGCUGUCGCUUCCUUUGAUGCGGACCUACGCUCCCUUACUUGUGGUAGCCCCUCCUUUCAGGAGAUGCUACAGCAGCAGACCCAUCUACAGCAGCUGCAUCAGACCCAGCAGACCCAUGUACAGCUCCAGCAACAACAAGUUUAUCCACAGCACUACUUUGAGCAGCAGCAGCAUCUCCAGCAGCAGCAACUCUACAACCAGCAACUACAGCAACAAGUGCACCAGCAGGAGGUUCUAGGUGAGGCGUUGCAGCAGCAGCAGCUGCAGCAAGCAAGGGAGUUUCUACAGAGGCCACAGCAGUGGCAACCACAACAACCGUGGCAGCUCGAGCAGCAGCAGCAGCACCGGCAGCAGCAGCAGCAGCAGUGGCUGCACGGCAACGUAGGCGACUCACGGAGUGCUUGUGUAUGCCAGCUGCAGCCUCAGUGCUCGCACCAACAGGAACUGCAGAAGACCCAGCAGCUUCAGCGGCUGCUCUUGGAGCAGUCGGCCAUGAGCCAUGAAGGGCAGCUGCACCAGCUCCACCGUCAUCCAUUGGGGCAGCAAGAGCGUAGCCUACAGCACCAUCAGCAGCUCUGUUUGCAGCAGCAGCUUUUACUCCAGCUGCAACAGCAUCAGCAGCCGGCCCCUUUGCAACAGCCAUCGUACCUCCUGCAGUGUGAUCAGCAGCCCCGCUCUCAGCAACACUACCAGCAGCAGUAUCAGCAGCAGGUGAGGCAGCAACAGUUGCAGCAGCUGCAGCACAUGCAGCAAAUACAGCAGCAGCCCGUCGCACAGACACAGCCAUGGUGUGGGGCUUUACAACAACCCACCUGGCCAGAAAGUACGUCCACAUCAACAACAGCGGGAGUCAGCUCACUGAGGUGCAGCUGUGUGGCAUGCCGCAGCAGCAGCGGGCGUAGCAGUUGCUGUUUGAGGGAUCUGAAGGCGCGAUUGGAAGCGCUGAAUCUGGGUGUUGAUCCCACGGAGCUCAAGAUUAAUUGCAGAAUCGGAAGUGGAGCAUCAGGGACUGUUUUAAAAGCUACCUGGAGGGGCUGCGACGUGGCAGUCAAGGUGCUGCCAAUAUUGCGCCAGCAGGCGCUGCCACAGCGGCAGGUGGUGCAACAGAGAGACCACACGCCAGUUGCUGCUGUUGCGGCGGCGGCAGCAGCGCGAGAACUGCAAAUAAUGAAACGACUCAGGUGCCCUAACCUCGUGCUGCUGAUGGGCGCAUGUGCGCUGGAUGAUGAUGCUGUCUGCAGCAGGAACAGCCACAGGAGAACAAACGACGGCAGCGCUGCAGAGAACGCAAGCAGCGCUCGAGAUCUGCUGGCAACAACUGGGUGCCAGGGUCCAGGUCUAGCAGUGGUGAUGGAGCUGUGUGCUGGAGGCAGCUUAUUUGGGCUUCUGCACGGAAGGCCUGAAGACGCGCUAGCGGCUGCUGCUGCUUCUCCUUUGAAGCCUGUUGCGGCAGAACCUACAAUAGCCGCUCCUGCAGAUGCUCCUGGCUCAUGCGCGGCAAUCAUGGGGCUUAAUGUUUCCGUGGACAACUCCUUAUUUACUACUCGUGACCGUGCGUCCAAAGCAGAGUCUGCAGCUGCACCUGCAACUUUGCCAAUACCCGUUGCAACGCAUAGAGCUCCCGAGGGAUUGAAGCAGCCUGAUUCGCGGCAACAGCUGCAGCUGGAACAGCCGCAACAUGAUAUGCAAUUGCUGCAACAACCGGAGCCGCAAGAGGAGCAGCAGCCGCACGAGAAGCAGCAACAGCGGCAGCGGCUGACUUGGGCCCAGAAGCUGAAGGUAGCUCUGGACGUUGCUCGGGGCUGCGCCUACCUGCACGCUUCCCAGCCUCCUGUGGUUCAUCGCGACCUGAAGAGCCUCAACAUUUUACUCGUCGAGAGCAUCACCAGCGACAAGCAAACGCCUGUGGCAAAGGUUGCGGAUUUUGGUCUGAGCCGUUUGGCCACAGCAGCUAGUCGCGGUGACGAUUCUGCACCAGGAACUGCAGCAGCGGCCGCAGCAUCAACAGGACUUGGCGGCUACUCCUACAGAGAUGUUGGGACCUUUGCUAUUCGGACCCGUGCAGUUGGGACAGUUCACUGGAUGCCUCCAGAAGUCAUAAGGGGCCUCCCGCAAGGGCCGGCCGUCGACGUUUUUGCUUUUGGCAUUGUUUUGUACGAGCUCGCGGCUGAAACCCUGCCUUACCUCAGGCCUAGAGACGCGUCAUCCCAUCAGCAACGGCAGCAAUGCGAGCAUAACCCGCAGGAGGCAGACCGGGAAAAUGUGUGGCUGCCACCUCCUUCGGAGAUUUGUGCUGCUGUGCUUCGAGGAGAACGCCCUGAUGAACGUUUCAUUUUGCCACUGUGUCCUCCAAUCUUGAGAAGCCUAAUGCGCCGCUGUUGGGCCGAAGAUCCCUGGGCGCGGCCAACUUUUGCUGAAGUUGUCGAGGAGCUGAAGGCCGCUCUUGAAGCCACAUAA